AUGAGAGUUCACACUGGAGAGAAGCCGUUCCCAUGUGAUCAGUGUGGGAAGAGUUUCACACAAUCAACAAACCUUAGAGUACACAUGAGAAUUCACACAGGAGAGAAGCCGUACUCAUGUGAUAUAUGUGAAAAGCACUUCACACACAAAAAUACUCUUGUGUUUCACAUGAGGAUCCACACCGGAGUGAAGCCGUUCAUGUGCGAUCAGUGUGAAAAGAGAUUUUCAAACAAAAACAGUCUUGCGUGUCACAUGAGAGUUCACACUGGAGAGAAGCCAUUCACGUGUGAUCAGUGUGGGAAGAGCUUCACGCAAUUAGCACACCUUAAUGGACACAUGAGAGUUCACACCGGAGAAAAGCCACACGCGUGUGAUCAGUGUGGGAAGAGUUUUACAAACAAACACAGUCUUACUGCUCACAUGAGGAUUCACACCGGAGAGAAGCCAUUCAAGUGUGAUCAGUGCGGCAAAACAUUUCAUUGGUCAUCAGGUCUAAAGACACAUCCGGUAGUUCAUACAAAGGGGAAGCCACAUUCCUGUUCUGAAUGUGGAAAGAGUUUUUCACUGCUGCAGAGUUUGCAUGUACAUCAGAAAAUUCAUACUGAUGUGAGAGAGUACUUGUGCUUUGAGUGUGGGAAGACUUUUACUACAGCGAGACAGUUAAAACUGCACCAGAGGAUUCACACCGGAGAAAAACCUUACAAGUGUUCACACUGUGACAAGACAUUCAGUCAGUUAGGAAAUCUGAAAACACAUGAGAAGAUCCACAGCAGAGAGAAGCCGCAUACCACAUUUGAUCAGUGCGGAAAGAGUUUCUCUUUUAAAAGUCACCUGAAGCUACACCUGAAGAUCCAUGCAGUGGAGUAA
Sinocyclocheilus anshuiensis is the source of this 867-nucleotide messenger RNA. RefSeq names its product gastrula zinc finger protein XlCGF8.2DB-like. The transcript has a single exon. Lineage: Eukaryota; Metazoa; Chordata; Actinopteri; Cypriniformes; Cyprinidae. Gene Ontology annotation, cellular component: nucleus. The record is from RefSeq and is a predicted model, not a curated record. The coding region runs from base 1 to 867 and encodes 288 amino acids. Gene Ontology annotation, biological process: regulation of gene expression.